Molecule: messenger RNA, 2523 nt
Organism: Lucilia sericata (common green bottle fly)
Lineage: Eukaryota; Metazoa; Arthropoda; Insecta; Diptera; Calliphoridae
Product: zinc finger protein 708-like
Exons: 3
Coding region: 179-2269 (696 amino acids)
Biological process (GO): regulation of transcription by RNA polymerase II
Cellular component (GO): nucleus
Molecular function (GO): zinc ion binding; RNA polymerase II cis-regulatory region sequence-specific DNA binding; DNA-binding transcription factor activity, RNA polymerase II-specific
Source: RefSeq, a predicted model, not a curated record
AAUAUUACCGGCGGCCAGCCUCCGCCGUUUUGUCCCUCUCGGCUUGUAUCUCUGCCUGGUAGUUAUUGUGAAUUCCAAUUAUUAACCAUCUGAUUAAUAACAUUGUUCUAUGAAUUUUUGUUGCAAUAAUGUUUAUGUUUUGAAAUAUUUUUUUAUAAACAAAUAAAAAAUAUUUAAAAUGGAUCUUAAGGUGUGUAGAAUUUGUGGUGGUGUAGAACAAUUGAAGAAUAUUUUAGAUCAAGGAACAGAAAUGAUGGACAAAUUUCUCGUAUGUACAAAUAUCAAUAUAUAUUGUGGAGAUUUGUUGCCGAAACUCAUAUGUGAACAAUGUGACAUAAAAUUGGAUCUUUCAUAUCGGUUAAGAAAACAAAGCGAAGAUACACAAAAACGAUUAAGAUGGGAAAUAAAUAAAAAAGUUGGUGUCUUACAAGAAAAUGAUAUGAAAAAUUCAUUUGAUGCAUCUAGUAGUGAAAGUGAGACAGAUAUUUCAAAUUGUCGAAAAAUUGAUCAGUCUGUACAUUGUAAUAAAUCAUUUGAAAAAAAUAUAGGCGAAAAUUGUACAACACUUCACGAAAUAAAAGAUAUAAAUGAACCUAUUGAAAAUGAAGAACAAGCUUCGAAUUUGAAAAAGGAAACAGAAAUAAUCGGAGAAAACUGCAUAAUUAUAGAUAAUGACAUUAUUGAAUAUAAAAGUUGUAACAUAGAUAACGAUCAUAUUUUAGAUGAUCAACUUCACAACGAAGAGACUGAUAUAUUAGUUUUUAAUGUUGAUGAGGAUGAAGUUAUAAACACAAGCGAUGAUAUUUACAAUUUAGAGGAGCCAAUAAAAAACCCAGUAACUUCCGAGUACUGUAUUAUUGAUUUAUUAUCUUCUUCAUCUGAAUCAACGGCAAGUGACCAUUGUAUUGAUUUAGAAUUCGAUAAUUCCGAAAAUUCCCUUACAUGUAAUACCUGUCAUGAAGUUUUUACUAAGAAAAAGGACUAUAGUAUACAUAUUAAACAACACGGGGAAGAACGAUAUCAAUGCAUUCAAUGUUGUAAAUUCUUUCCCACUCGUUUUCGUUUGAAACGACAUGAGGAAACUCACAAUGAUAUUGCUACCUACAAUUGCCCUCAUUGUAAGCGAAGUUAUCGAGCUUUAUAUAAUCUAAACCGGCACAUACGUUCAGCACAUUUAGAGGAAAAGGGUUUGAACUGUAAUAUCUGUAGUGUUAGUUUCUCCCGUGCGGAUGUCUUGAAGCGUCAUAUGCAACUACACUCUGAGGAGAAAAACUACAGUUGUUUAUUGUGUUCACGGAGCUUUAAAACUAGGGACUAUUUGUAUGCUCAUGAUAAGGCACAUCAUUCUGGAAAUUCUUAUGUAUUAAAAAAGAAUAAACGAACUAAAGCAGAAAGUGCCAAUCAAAAUCAGUGUGGACAAUGCGGCAAGCUCUUCAAGUCCUCAUUUGCCUAUAAAAAUCAUUUACUUAUUCAUACAAAUGAGAAACCAUACGAAUGUGAAACUUGUAAUAAAAAAUUUCGAACGAUCGCGGCGUUGACAACACACCAGCGUAUCCACGACGAUUAUCGGCCAUACCAAUGCGACCUAUGUUUAAAAAGUUUUAAACAAACUGCACAUUUAAAAGAACACAAACUUCUGCACUCGGACAGUGCUCCUCAGCAUGUCUGCACUAUAUGUCAAGCACCGUUUAAUAAGAAAAGCAAUUUAAAGGCACACAUGCGUAUACAUUCAAAAGAAAAGCCAUUUAAAUGCGCAGACUGCUCUGCUGAAUUCACAUAUAUGUCUCUGCUCCAAAGACAUGCUAGUAAAGUACACAACAGAAGCGCACACAAAGUCUAUAUUAUAAAUGAGUCCGAUGAAACAAUUGAAGCCCAUGAUAUUAUUAAAAGCAACAGUAUGUUGGAAUCUGAGCUGUAUAUAGAUACGGUGACAGAUGAUGACUUUGAUCCUAAUGUUGCAAAUAUUGUGCAUUUGAUUGAAGAUGAUCACGAAAUGUAUAGGUCAUCUUCUGAAUUAGAAAUUAUAAACGAUGAACCUGCAAUUGCUGAAAAAACUGAUGUCGAGACUUGUGCUUUAGAGAGCCAAACAAUUUUUGAUAGUGUUCAAAUACUUUCAAUAGAUUCCAUACAAUCACAAUCACACGAAACAGAAUUCGUAAAUGGUGCUGAAGACUGCGAAAAUCAUAUAAUUGAACAAAAAGUUGAUCUUUUUGUGAGCGAAGAAACUAAAUUAACAAGUUCCGUGUGUAAUGUUAACCGAUUAAAAUGAGGUAAACAAUAAAUAUAGAAAAUUGGUACAUAUAUAAUUAUCAAAUAUAUACAUACAUAUAUGAAUAAAGAUUAAGAUUAAUUUAGUUAUCGAGAGUUUUUAGGAGAACAAAACAUUUUUUAAUAUUGUACAAAAUUCAUUCAUUAAAAAUUUUAUAUUUUGCACGUUUUUAGGCAGCACUUUUUUGGACCAAAAGUAAAUAUUUUUCAAUAAAAUUUAUAUUUUGAGAUACAUAGUAUCCUGGCAAAAAGUUA